This is a messenger RNA of Jatropha curcas, 6372 nucleotides long. RefSeq names its product DDB1-CUL4 associated factor 1 (gene DCAF1). Lineage: Eukaryota; Viridiplantae; Streptophyta; Magnoliopsida; Malpighiales; Euphorbiaceae. The record is from RefSeq and is a predicted model, not a curated record. Gene Ontology annotation, cellular component: Cul4-RING E3 ubiquitin ligase complex; nucleus. Gene Ontology annotation, biological process: protein ubiquitination. Gene Ontology annotation, molecular function: protein binding.
AUUUCUCAAUUAUAAAGCCAAGCGCUCGAAUACGAGGUUUCUCUUUUUCUUUUCCAGUUACCGUGAACCGCAGCUCUGAACACCUUAGAUCAUUUUUCAUUUGAUUAUUUAGGCUUAACACCCAAUCGAAUCGGAUUGAUAGAUUAUAUAAUUGUAUAUUCCAUUCCAUCUUUCUGCCCGUAUAUAUACCUUGACAGUAAAUGGACGACACCAUGGACGAGUCAAAUAGGCAAGGUGAAGGUGGCAUUGAUAGUGCUCUGACGGGCAACAGUCAAUCGCCAUCCCAAUCGCAAUCGCAGCAGGGGCUACUAGGGGAAGAAGACGGAACUAAAGAUGAAGAAGAAUUGUUGGAGAAGGCACAGAAAUUGAUGGAUAAGAUCACUUCAAAUCCUGAUAACCCUAACCCUCGCGUGCUUCAUGCCAUAUCCUCUCUUCUGGAAACUCAGGAGUCCUUAUAUAUGAAAGAGAAUGGCUAUUCAUCUUUUAGUAAUAGCCGUGCUUCUCAUAACAUUGGACGGCUUGGGAACUUAGUGCGGGAGAAUGAUGAAUUUUUUGAAUUGGUAUCUUCAAAGUUUCUUUCUGAAACUAGAUAUUCAAUCUCCAUUCAGGCAGCUGCUUCAAGGCUUCUGAUGAGCUGUUCACUAACUUGGAUUUAUCCACAUGUUUUUGAAGAAACUGUAAUGGAAAACAUAAAAAGCUGGGUGAUGGAUGAGACUACUAGAUUGUCUGGCGAAGAUCGCCAAUGCAAACACGAUAUGGGGAAAAAAGAGGCCUCGGAUACUGAAAUGUUGAAAACCUAUUCGAUUGGAUUACUUGCAGUAUGUUUGGCAGGUGGCGGUCAAGUAGUUGAGGAUGUAUUGACAUCUGGAUUGUCAGCAAAGCUUAUGCGCUUUCUUCGAAUGCGUGUCCUUGGGGAGAUGAGUACGAACCAGAAAGAUGCUUUGUAUUUGAUGGAAAGUAAGAAUGUUUCUGCUGCUACCUGUGUUAGAGGAAGGGACGAAGGUCGAUGUAGGGUGCGGCAGGUUAUGGAAGCAACUCAUGUAGAUAAUUUGAAGAUAACAGAUGAGAGGAGUAUGGAUGAUCCAAUUGGUGGAGAACCACAUGAUAGAUUUGCUGAAGGGGAUGAUGUGAUUGGCGAUGAUGGUGGGGACAGAUGUCAUGGUCGAGACCCACGUGAUGGAAGAUUAAAAUUGGGAGAUCAUGAUGAGAGUGGGAGAGAGGACUCAUCAAGACGCAGGCAGUCCCGUGGAUGGGCAAAGCCUAGAGUGAAGGGAAGAGGUAAUGAAGCUGGUUUUGAGAAUGAACAGCUUUUGACAUCUCCAGGAUCUGGUAGUCGAACAGGACAGGGACGGAGUUCCAGAGAUAGGAAUUUGGUUAAAAAUUUAGAUUUGAGAAGAGGACAAGACACAAGAAAGUGCUCUGGAAAUAUAAAUCCUGAUGGUUUACCUGUAGAAAGAGAGGACACUGAUGAUUGCUUUCAGGAAUGCAGAAUUGGAACUAAAGACAUUUCUGAUAUGGUGAAGAAAGCUGUUAGAGCUGCUGAGGCUGAAGCUAGAGCUGCAAAUGCACCAGCGGAAGCAAUCAAAGCAGCUGGUGAUGCUGCUGCUGAAGUUGUCAAGAGCGCAGCCUUAGAGGAAUUUAAAUCUUCCAACAACGAAGAAGCUGCAGUUUUAGCUGCAUCCAGAGCUGCAUCUACUGUUGUUGAUGCUGCUAAUGCAAUUGAAGUUUCUCGUGACAGGAGCAAUAGCAUCAAUGAUGGAUCAGUGCCUCUUGGUGGUACAGAAACUGAAUUGACCGAGGAUGCUGAAGAGUAUUUUGUCCCUGAUUCUGAAUCACUUGCACAGAUUAGAGAAAAAUAUUGCAUUCAGUGUCUUGAGAUGUUAGGGGAAUAUGUAGAGGUGCUUGGGCCUGUCUUGAAUGAAAAGGGAGUUGAUGUGUGUCUUGCAUUAUUACAGCACAGUUCUAAAGAUAGGGGGGCAACACUCUUGCCUGAUGUGAUGAAGCUCAUUUGUGCUUUGGCUGCUCAUCGGAAAUUUGCUGCAUUAUUUGUGGAUCGAAGUGGCAUGCAGAAAUUGCUUGCUGUACCUAGGACAGAGCAAACCUUCUUUGGUCUAUCCUCUUGCUUAUUUACUAUAGGUUCUCUUCAGGGGAUAAUGGAACGGGUAUGUGCCCUUCCUUCAGAUAUUGUCUAUCAAGUGGUUGAAUUAGCUAUUCAACUUCUUGAGUGUCCUCAGGAUCAUCAAGCCCGGAAAAAUGCAGCCUUAUUUUUUGGUGCUGCCUUUGUCUUCCGAGCUGUUAUUGAUGCUUUUGAUGCUCAGGAUGGUUUGCAGAAGUUACUUGGCCUUUUAAACGAUGCUGCCUCAGUAAGAUCUGGAAUUAAUUCAGGUGCACUAAACCUGUCAAGUUCAGCAGCUUUGCGGAAUGACCGUUCACCAGCAGAAGUGCUGACAUCAUCAGAGAAGCAGAUAGCUUAUCACACCUGUGUUGCUCUGCGUCAAUAUUUCAGAGCACAUCUUCUUCUGCUCUUGGAUUCAAUUCGUCCCAAUAAAAAUAAUCGAAGUGCUGCUCGAAACAUUUCAAGUAUAAGAGCUGCAUACAAGCCACUUGACCUUAGUAAUGAGGCCAUUGAUGCAGUCCUAUUGCAGUUGCAGAAGGAUAGAAAGCUAGGUUCUGCAUUUGUGAAGACUCGAUUUCCUGCAGUUGACAAGUUUUUAGGUUUUAAUGGGCACAUUACCAUGUUGGAGUUGUGUCAGGCCCCACCUGUUGAGCGCUAUUUGCAUGACUUGCUUCAGUAUGCCUUGGGUGUUCUACACAUUGUUACAUUGGUUAAUGACAGCCGCAAGAUGAUUGUAAAUGCCACAUUAAGCAAUAAUCGUGUCGGUAUAGCUGUCAUUUUGGAUGCUGCCAAUAUUUCUAGUAAUUAUGUGGACCCUGAGAUCAUACAGCCAGCAUUGAAUGUAUUAAUUAAUCUUGUUUGCCCACCCCCUUCAAUCAGCAACAAACCCCCUGUUCCUGCUCAAGGCCAGCAGACUGUUUCAGGUCAACUUGCAAAUGCUUCUGUUAUGGAGCCUAGGGAUAGAAAUACAGAACGUAGCCUGAGUGACCUAAGGGAACGGAAUGGAGAGUCCAGUGCUGGUGAUCGAAGCAUGGUAGCAGCUUCUGCUGCUCGGUCAACCAGUAGCAAUUCACAAACACCUGUUCCUACUGCAACUUCAGGAUUGGUUGGGGAUCGAAGAAUAUUUUUAGGUACUGGAGCAGGUUGUGCUGGCCUUGCUGCACAAAUGGAACAAGGAUAUCGCCAAGCAAGGGAGGCUGUACGGGCCAACAAUGGUAUAAAGGUUCUUCUCCACCUUCUUCAACCACGCAUAUACUCACCUCCUGCUGCUCUUGACUGCAUUCGUGCUCUUGCAUGCCGAGUACUGCUGGGUUUAGCUAGAGAUGGUGCAAUUGCACAUAUAUUGACCAAACUUCAGGUUGGGAAAAAGUUGUCAGAGCUGAUUCGAGAUGCGGGUAGCCAGGCACCUGGAACUGAUCAAGGCAGGUGGCAAGCAGAACUUGCCCAGGUGGCAAUUGAACUAAUAGCGAUUGUAACGAAUUCAGGGCGUGCCAGCACAUUGGCUGCUACUGAUGCUGCUACCCCUACUCUGAGACGCAUAGAGAGAGCAGCAAUUGCUGCUGCAACACCCAUCUCUUAUCAUUCUAGGGAACUGCUGCUCCUCAUCCAUGAACACCUUCAGGCUUCUGGUUUGGCUUCAUCUGCUGCUACACUGCUGAAAGAGGCCCAAUUGACGCCUUUGCCACCACUGGCUGGUGCAUCUUCCCUUACGCACCAAGUCUCCACACAAGAAACUCCUUCAGUACAGCUUCAGUGGCCCUCUGGUCGAGCCCCUUCUGGAUUCCUCUGCAACAAAUCAAAAGCAAGUGCACAUGAUGAGGAUUCAAGCUUGAAGUGUGACUCAGCUUUGUCUUCAAAGAAGAAACCACUUGUGUUCUCACCAACUUUUAGUUUACAGUCAAGAAAUCAGUCUCAAUUGCAUGACUCCAAUCAUCCAUCAAUCAAAAAGGCUCCAGGUGGUUCAAAACAAUCUGCUACUUCUGGAAAUUCAUUGGAAGUGCUUCCAGAAGCCUUGCCAAGAAGCAUUCCCGAUGCAGAAACUUUGUGUAAAACUCCAAUUAUACUUCCAAUGAAAAGGAAAGUAUCAGAUCUGAAAGAUGUUGGCUGUGCUUCAUCUGGCAAGCGAGUAAACACUAGUGAUCAUGGACUUCGCUCUCCAGUUUGCUUGACACCUAAUGCCAUGCGCAAGAGCAGUUUGUUCAAUGACGCUGUUGGCAUUUCUACACCUAGUUCUAAUUUGAGGGAGCCACACGGUAGAUCAGUACCAAGCAGUUUGGUAGAUUAUGUAGAUGACAAUCAAUAUGGUAACCCAACCCAACUUGGGCUUCUAAACGAUCAGCAGUCCAGCAACUCAGAGCGGUUAAGUCUUGAUUCUCUUGUCGUUCAGUACUUGAAGCACCAGCAUCGCCAGUGCCCAGCUCCAAUUACCACUCUUCCACCUCUCUCUCUCUUACACCCACAUGUUUGUCCUGAACCGAAAAGGAGCCUUGAUGCCCCAUCAAAUGUAACAGCUAGGCUUGGUACACGGGAGUUCAGAAAUAUAUAUGGCGGGGUUCAUGGAAAUCGCCGGGAUCGCCAAUUUGUAUAUAGCAGAUUCAGGCUGUUGAGAACUUGUAGGGAUGAUGCUGAUGCCCUUUUGACAUGCAUAACUUUUCUUGGGGAUUCCUCUCAUAUUGCAGUUGGCAGUCAUACUGGAGAGCUUAAAAUUUUCGACUCCAACAGCAACAGUGUGCUGGAAAGCUGCACCAGCCACCAGUCUCCCUUGACACUCAUCCAGUCACAUGUUUCUAGUCAAGCACAACUGUUGCUCUCUUCAAGUUCCCAAGAUGUACGUCUGUGGGAUGCCUCUUUGAUCUCAGGUGGGCCUAUGCAUUCACUUGAAGGGUGCAAGGCUGCAAGGUUUAGUCAUUCUGGGAGUAUAUUUGCCACGUUAAAAAGUGAGCCAGUUCGACGAGAAAUUCUCAUUUAUGAUGUUCAAACCUGUCAGGUGGAAUCAACGCUGUCAGAUACAAGUUCAAGUUCUACAGGUCGGGGACAUGUGUAUUCACUUAUACAUUUUAGUCCUUCAGAUGCAAUGUUGCUCUGGAACGGGAUCUUGUGGGAUAGGCGGCAGUCUGGUCCUGUUCACCGUUUUGAUCAAUUUACGGAUUAUGGAGGUGGGGGCUUUCAUCCUGCUGGGAAUGAGGUUAUAAUUAACUCUGAGGUUUGGGAUCUUCGGAAAUUUAGGCUCCUUCGGAGUGUACCUUCCUUGGACCAGACAGCAGUAACGUUCAAUGGACGUGGUGAUGUCAUUUACGCAAUCUUGAGAAGAAAUCUUGAUGAUGUAAUGUCAGCUGUUCACACCCGACGUGCAAAGCACCCCUUAUUUUCUGCUUUCCGUACUGUAGAUGCUAUCAAUUACUCAGAAAUUGCAACUAUACCAGUAGAUCGUUGUGUCCUUGAUUUUGCUACAGAGGCAACUGAUUCUUUUGUUGGGUUGGUUACAAUGGAUGACCAAGAAGAGAUGUAUUCAUCUGCUAGGAUUUAUGAGAUUGGUCGACGGAGGCCAACUGAUGAUGACUCUGAUCCUGAUGACGCAGAAAGUGAAGAUGAUGAUGAUGAUGAAGAUGAAGAUGAUGGCGACAUGGAUCCUAUGCUUGGUCCAGACCUAGAUGGGGACGGUGAGAGUGAUGCUGAUGAUAUGAGCAAUGAUGAUGAUGAUGAUGAUGAUGAUAGUGUGAGCGAGCUUGAUGAUGAAGAGGAGGAUGGGGACUUCAUCAUGGAUGAUGUAGACUUUGAUGGAGGAGCUGGGUUGCUGGAGAUUGUUACUGAGGGUGACGAGGAGGAUGAUGACAGUCAGGUGGUUGAAUCUUACAGCAGUGAUGAGGUGGAUGAUUUUGUCGGUAAUGGUUAUAACUAUUAAAUAUUCAUUUUCUAAAUCUCCAUAUAUCGUUACUAAUAGGAGUUCAGGUGAUGUAAUUAUUUUAGCUUUUUCACCAGAGCAGCUAUUUAAAGCCUUUUUGGGUUUUGGAAUGGAGAGAGCUCCAUGUAACUUGAAGUUAAAACUUUUUGAGCUGGUUUCUAUAUUUUGUUAAUCAUUUAGCAAAUGUCUCAAAGUGAAAAAGAUAGGACGAACAUUUGAUUGAAUUCCUUGGGAGAUGAGAGGAAGGUCGAUUUUACUCGAAUCUUGGACUUGAUCUUUAAUCAUACAAUUUAAUUUCUAAAUUUGUUUAAGAUAAUUAAAGAGAUUAUAGAUAUAAUAUUUUGGAUUGAUUUAA